AUGUCUGAUUCAACGGCGGGUUGGGACGAGGGUUGGGGCGAGGGUUGGGAUGAGGGUUGGGACGACGAACGGUCUCAAUUACUUCCUGCUUUACAUGAACACACAACACAGGUAUCACAGCUAAGUGUGUUAAUGGGUCAGUAUGUGACACCUUUUCUAUGCAAACAGCCAUGUAGAACUAGUGAACAAACGGGUUAUUUAUGGGUUCAAGAACUUUUGCAUGGGCAUGAAGGACGGUCUAAAGAAAUGUUUCGAAUGGAAAUAGAGACAUUCCAUCGGUUAUGUUCUAAAUUGGUUGAACAUGGGUUGCAAAAUUCUAAGUACAUAGGUGUCCAUGAAUCUGUUGCCAUGUUCUUGAAUACAAUUGCGCAUGGUCAGUGUAAUAGGAUGAUUCAAGAAAGGUUUCAGCGUUCAGGAGAAACUGUUAGUCGACAUUUUCAUAGAGUGUUGGAUGCUUGCCUCAAUUUAUCUCGAGAAAAUAUCAAGCCCACUGAUCCUACAUUCUCCUAUUGCCACCCAAAAAUAGCAAAUGAUCCACGAUACUUCCCAUUUUUUAAGGAUGCAAUUGGCGCAAUUGAUGGCACCCACAUAAAAUGUCAGGUUAGUCAAGCUAGGCAAGACAAAUAUUUUGGGAGGAAGGGAUUCCCGAGUCAGAAUGUCAUGGCCGUAUGCGAUUGGGAUAUGUGCUUCACGUUCGUGUUGGCGGGCUGGGAAGGUAGUGCACAUGAUGCUCGUGUCUUUCAAUUUGCUAUUUCAACUCCAUCCAUGAAUUUCCCUCAUCCACCUGAAGGCAAAUUUUAUUUGGUUGAUGCUGGCUAUUCAUCACAAGUGGGAUAUCUUGGCCCGUACAGACGUGAGCGCUAUCACCUCCCAGACUUUAAUCGUCAGCCAGGAUUUAGAAAUGAGAAUGAGGCCUUCAAUUAUUAUCAUUCAAGCAAAGUUCUCCAACUGAUGACCGCUUUAUACAAGCUGAGCGUGGAAGUAUAA
Neltuma alba is the source of this 987-nucleotide messenger RNA. RefSeq lists its product as uncharacterized. NCBI's taxonomy places the organism in Eukaryota, Viridiplantae, Streptophyta, Magnoliopsida, Fabales, Fabaceae. The transcript has 3 exons. Bases 1 to 987 code for a protein of 328 amino acids. The record is from RefSeq and is a predicted model, not a curated record.